UACUGCUAUUUGCCUAAAAUCCUAACAAAAAACCGACUGAGACUGAGAUUAGGGUUUAACGCAAAACCCUGCCAAAUUCGAUCCGAAUUCCUCAAUCUAUCGAAAAGGAGGGAGAGUUGUGGUGGGAGAUUUUCGCAAAUGGAAUUCUGCCCGGAUUGUGGAGGCAUGCUGCAGUAUGAGCUUCCGAAUAUGCAUGCUGCUAGAUUCUUCUGUCCAACUUGUCCUUAUGUAGCAUACAUGGAGAAACGGGGUGAAAUUAGGAGGAGGCAGGCUCUAGUUAAGAAGGAGAUCCAACCCAUAAUUAACCUGAAUGACUUUACAAAUGCACCCAAAACUGAAGAAACAUGCCCAAUCUGUGGUCAUAAAGAGGCUGCUUUCCGGGAACAGCAAACACGAUCUGCUGAUGAAGCAUCAACAAAAUUUUAUAGGUGUUUGAACGAAGACUGUAAACAUGCUUGGAUCGAUUACUCUUAGUAGGAGAUUCAGAAUCUUUUUUUACUUCCUCUGGUCUUGAUUUUUCCUGAGCCAAGAUUUCUUGCCACCCUGCCAUGGACAAGGGGAGUGCCAAGCACCAUUCUGUUAUGUUUUCGGACUUGAAAUCAAAAUAACUGUUGGCCAGCUUUGCAACAUUUUGCCUAUUUUUUGGUAAAUGCUUAAAUCUGGGUUGUUGUUUUUCUUUGGCCUUUUGGAGUUGCAUUUGUAGUGGAAUAUAGUGUAGAAGGUGUGAAUUAGUCAACUGUCAACUGAAUUAAAGUUGAAGAGCUUGAGCUUUAUACAAAUUUGAACCUCCCCUGUAAUUUCAUUGCUGCCUCAA
Molecule: messenger RNA, 814 nt
Organism: Rosa rugosa (rugosa rose)
Lineage: Eukaryota; Viridiplantae; Streptophyta; Magnoliopsida; Rosales; Rosaceae
Exons: 4
Coding region: 139-474 (111 amino acids)
Biological process (GO): DNA-templated transcription; termination of RNA polymerase III transcription
Cellular component (GO): RNA polymerase III complex
Molecular function (GO): zinc ion binding; nucleic acid binding; DNA-directed RNA polymerase activity
Source: RefSeq, a predicted model, not a curated record